This is a messenger RNA of Carlito syrichta (Philippine tarsier), 2487 nucleotides long. RefSeq names its product BEN domain containing 3 (gene BEND3). The record is from RefSeq and is a predicted model, not a curated record. Gene Ontology annotation, cellular component: heterochromatin. Bases 1 to 2487 code for a protein of 828 amino acids. Gene Ontology annotation, biological process: rDNA heterochromatin formation. The transcript is spliced from 3 exons. Lineage: Eukaryota; Metazoa; Chordata; Mammalia; Primates; Tarsiidae. Gene Ontology annotation, molecular function: DNA binding.
AUGAACUCAACUGAAUUCAGUGAAGAUGUAGAAGAAGAAGAAGUUCUCAAAAACAACACUGUGAAGGUGGAGACUGAGGCUGAAGAUGCUGCCCUGGACUGCUCAGUAAACGCCAGGACCUCUGAGAAGCACCCUCUGGACAGCGCCUUUGCCGCCAUCCAGGACUCCAGCAAACGGAAGCAGCCGGGCAGCGAUGGGCAGCUGGACCCAGUCCCCAGCGUGAAGAGAAGGCGGCUGAUACCCGAGGCUCUCCUGGCAGGCAUGCGGAACCGCGAGAACAGCUCGCCCUGCCUGGGCAAUGGGGAGCAGGCGGGCAGGGGCAGGACGGCGGGGCCUGCGUGGCUGGCAGAGGAGGAGCCGGGCCAGGACGCCGCCACCCCGUCCUACAAAAAGCCGCUGUACGGCAUCUCCCACAAGAUCAUGGAGAAGAAGAACCCGCCCCCGGGGGACCUGCUGAGCACCUACGAGCUCUUCGAGAAGGCCACCGCCAGCAACAGCCCGUCGCCGCUCAGGCUCCUGAACGAGCCCCCGAAGCGGGACUGCGGUGGCGGGGCGGCCCCGGACGGGGACCCCAACAUCUACUUCCUGAUCCAGAAGAUCUUCUACAUGCUCAACACCCUCACAUCCAACAUGUCGCAGCUGCACAGCAAGGUAGACCUGCUGUCCCUGGAGGUGAGCCGCAUCAAGAGGCAGGUGAGCCCCGCCGAGGCCACGGCCAAGUUCCAGCCGCCGCCGGAGUACCAGCUCACUGCGGCCGAGCUCAAGCAGAUCGCCGACCAGAGCCUGUCGGGCGGGGACCUGGCCUGCCGCCUGCUGGUGCAGCUGUUCCCCGAGCUGUUCAGCGACGUGGACUUCUCCCGCGGCUGCAGCGCCUGUGGCUUCGCGGCCAAGCGCAAGCUCGAGUCGCUGCACCUGCAGCUCAUCCGCAACUACGUGGAAGUGUACUACCCGGUGGUGAAGGACACGGCUGUGUGGCAGGCCGAGUGCCUGCCUCAGCUGAACGACUUCUUCAGCCGCUUCUGGGCGCAGCGGGAGAUGGAGGACAGCCAGCCCGGCGGCCAGGUGGCCGGCUUCUUCGAGCCGGAGCCGGUGGACCCCGGCUUCCUGGACGGCAAGGACGCGGAGGAGGCGCUGUCCCUGGACCGCAGCAGCACCAUCGCCUCGGACCACGUGGUGGACACGCAGGACCUCACCGAGUUCCUGGACGAGGCCUCCUCGCCGGGGGAGUUCGCCGUCUUCCUGCUGCACCGGCUCUUCCCGGAGCUCUUCGACCACCGCAAGCUGGGCGAGCAGUACAGCUGCUACGGGGACGGCGGCAAGCAGGAGCUGGACCCGCAGCGGCUGCAGGUCAUCCGCAACUACACGGAGAUCUACUUCCCCGACAUGCAGGAGGAGGAGGCGUGGCAGCAGCAGUGCGCCCAGCGCCUCAACGACGAGCUGGAGGGCCUGGGCCCCGACGCGGGCAGCGAGGGCGAGCCGGGCCGCGACGACUGCUACGACUCCGCCAGCCUGCCGGACGACGUGUCGGUGGUCAAGGUGGAGGACAGCUUCGAGGGCGAGCGGCCCGGCCGGCGCUCCAAGAAGAUCUGGCUGGUGCCCAUCGACUUCGACAAGCUGGACAUCCCGGCGCCCGACUUCGACGUGCCGGGCGCCGACUGCCUGCUGAGCCGCGAGCAGCUCCGCAGCAUCUACGAGAGCAGCCUGUCCAUCGGCAACUUCGCGUCGCGCCUGCUGGUGCACCUGUUCCCCGAGCUCUUCACGCACGAGAACCUGCGGAAGCAGUACAACUGCAGCGGCUCCCUGGGCAAGAAGCAGCUGGACCCCGCGCGCAUCCGCCUCAUCCGCCACUACGUGCAGCUGCUGUACCCCCGGGCCAAGAACGACCGCGUGUGGACGCUGGAGUUCGUGGGCAAGCUGGACGAGCGCUGCCGGCGCCGCGACACGGAGCAGCGGCGCUCCUACCAGCAGCAGCGCAAGGUGCACGUGCCGGGCCCCGAGUGCCGCGACCUGGCCAGCUUCGCCGUCAACCCCGAGCGCUUCCGGGAGGAGUUCGAGGGGCCCCCGCUGCCCCCCGAGCGGAGCAGCAAGGACUUCUGCAAGAUCCCCCUGGACGAGCUGGUGGUGCCCUCGCCCGACUUCCCGGUGCCUUCUCCCUACCUGCUGUCCGACAAGGAGGUGCGCGAGAUCGUGCAGCAGAGCCUGUCGGUGGGCAACUUCGCGGCGCGGCUCCUGGUCAGGCUCUUCCCCGAACUCUUCACCGCCGAGAACCUCCGGCUGCAGUACAACCACUCCGGGGCCUGCAACAAGAAGCAGCUGGACCCCACGCGGCUGCGGCUCAUCCGCCACUACGUGGAGGCCGUGUACCCCGUGGAGAAGAUGGAGGAGGUGUGGCACUACGAAUGUAUCCCCAGCAUCGACGAGCGCUGCCGCCGCCCCAACCGGAAAAAGUGCGACAUCCUCAAGAAGGCCAAGAAAGUGGAGAAGUGA